GAAGGUGCUGCAGCUCUGGUGAUGCCUGGCAAGCUUCGCCUCCACUCUUGCAUCUGAAAGCAGGAGAGAAGCAGGGACUUCCUGUGUGAUCUCGUUCAGCUGACUACAGCCUAGCUUCCUCUCCGGGAGCUUUCUGGUUCUGCAGACCGGGGAGGAGGAAGGCUUUUGAGGGUGCAGUUAAGCUCCAAGCCUGGGACUUCUGUGCACCAGAAGUAAUAGAAGCAACCAUAAAUGUGGAUUGUUUACACCAAAGGGUCGAGCUUUUCCUGUUUCCCUGCCUCUCAGCGACCCCGCGCGUCUGCCUCGGCUGAGAAGCCUUGCCGCGGAUAGCCUCAGCGGAGCGGGGCUGAUGGCCGUGGAGCUCCUACCGGCCUUCAUCUUCACCACAGUCGCCCGUCUGCGUUCCCGUUAGAGAAUUACGGGGUAAAAGUUCGUCUUUCAGUCGCCUGUAGUCCCACAGGAAGCUUCGAGGAAGUAGCGGCGGAACGAGGCGCAGCAUCGCACCUUGCAUGGUGCUGCGUUUUGGGGGCGAGUGGAUGCGCAGACGGAGCUGACCCAGAGAUGGCUGUUCUCAAACUGGCCGACCAGCCUCCUCUUAUCCAGGCGAUCUUCAGCGGAGACCCUGAGGAGAUCCGAAUGCUCAUAUACAAAUCUGAAGACAUCAAUGCUCUGGAUGCAGAGAAACGCACCCCACUGCAUGCUGCAGCAUUCCUGAGAGAUGCAGAGAUCAUCGAACUCCUCAUCCUCUCUGGGUCCAGAGUCAAUGCCAAAGAUAACAUGUGGCUUACCCCCCUGCAUCGCGCCGUGGCGUCCCGCAGCGAGGACGCUGUGCGAGUUCUGAUCCGCCACUCUGCAGAUGUGAACGCCCGGGACAAGAACUGGCAGACGCCCCUACACGUCGCUGCAGCCAAUAACGCACUGAGAUGUGCUGAGGUCAUCAUCCCACUGCUGAGCAGCGUGAACGUGUCAGACCGCGGCGGGCGAACCGCGCUGCACCACGCUGCCCUCAAUGGCCAUACAGAGAUGGUGAACCUUCUGCUUGCUAAAGGAGCGAACAUCAACGCCUUCGAUAAGAAAGAUGGCCGAGCGCUGCAUUGGGCUGCUUUCAUGGGUCAUUUGGACGUAGUGCGUCAGCUUGUGAGUCAAGGUGCAGAGAUCAGUUGUAAGGACAAACGGGGAUACACACCUCUCCACACUGCAGCUUCCAGUGGACAGCUGGCUGUGGUCAAACACCUGCUCAACCUGGCUGUAGAGAUAGAUGAGGCCAAUGCGUUUGGGAACACGGCGCUCCACAUCGCCUGCUUUAACGGCCAGGACGCCGUUGUCAGUGAACUGAUCGAUUAUGGUGCCAACGUCAGCCAACCCAACAACAAAGGUUUUACCCCUCUGCACUUCGCUGCUGCCUCCACGCAUGGAGCACUUUGUCUGGAGUUCCUGGUCAACAACGGGGCUGAUGUCAAUGUGCAGAGUCGAGACGGAAAAAGUCCACUUCACAUGACAGCAGUUCAUGGACGUUUUACUCGCUCCCAGACCCUCAUCCAAAACGGUGGAGAGAUCGACAGCGUGGACAAGGAUGGGAACACCCCACUUCAUGUGGCUGCCCGCUACGGUCAUGAACUCCUUAUCAACACGCUCAUCACAAGUGGAGCCGACUGCACAAGACGAGGAGUCCAUGGGAUGUUUCCUCUCCACCUGGCAGCCUUGAAUGCUCACUCUGACUGCUGCAGGAAGCUGCUGUCCUCCGGUCGGAGGUUUAGCAUAAUGUGUAACGACUCGGUCCUGUCCGCAGGCUUCCAGAUAGACACCCCAGACAGCCUCGGGAGAACAUGCCUACAUGCAGCUGCUGCUGGAGGUAAUGUGGACUGUGUCAAACUGCUUCUGAGCAGUGGGGGAGAACACAACCGGAGAGACAAAUGGGGCAGGACUCCCCUUCAUUAUGCAGCUGCCAGCCGUCACUUCCAGUGUCUGGAGACCCUGGUAGCCUGUGGAAUCGAUAUCAAUGCAACUGAUCAGUGGGGGCGCUCCGCCCUGCACUAUGCUGCUGCCUCAGACCUGGAUAGGAGGCGUCGUGUUGCUCUGGAGCCAGAGAGUGAAGGAGUCCAGGCAGAGAGAGAGAAGGAGGCAGCCCUAUGUUUGGAGUUCCUGCUUCAGAGCGGAGCGACGGCCUCACUGAAAGACAAACAGGGCUACAGUCCUGUCCAUUACGCUGCCGCCUUCGGACACAGGCACUGUCUGGAACUGCUGCUGAACAGAGAUGAUGGUCAUCAAGAAGAUCCUGAAUCUCCUCACUCCAGGAGUCCACUGCACCUUGCUGCAUACCAUGGCCAUGCCCAGGCUCUGGAGGUGCUGCUGCAGGGGGAGAGAGAGGUGGAUCAGUCUGAUGAGGCAGGAAGGACCCCUCUGGCCCUGGCCGCGCUGCAGGGACACACCGACUGCGUUCACACGCUCCUCAGCCAGGGGGCAUCGCCACACUCCAGUGAUCAGCAGUACGGUCGUUUACCUGUGCACCUGGCAGUGAUGAACGGUCAUACAACGUGUGUGCGCCUCCUGCUGGAUGAAUCUGAUGGUGCGGAGCUCAUUGAUGCUGCUGACACUCAGGGACAGACUCCUCUCAUGCUGGCGGUGGCUGGAGGUCAUGUUGAUGCUGUGUCACUGCUGCUAGAGAGGGAAGCCAAUGUUAACCUGGCUGACUACCAUGGCCUCACAGCUCUCCACCUCGGGCUGCUGUGUGGUCAGGAGGAGUGUGUCCAGUGUCUGCUGGAGCAAGAGGCCUCAGUGUUGCUUGGAGACUCACGGGGUCGCACAGCCAUCCACCUGGCCGCUGCGCGAGGCCACGCCUCCUGGCUGAGCGAGCUUCUGAGCAUCGCCUGCUCAGAGUCACCGUCUCUGCCACCACUAAGAGAUCACAGCGGAUACACACCUCUGCACUGGGCCUGCUACUAUGGCCAUGAAGGGUGUGUUGAGGUUCUGUUGGAGCAGAAGGGCUGUCGGUGUAUUGAUGGGAAUCCUUUCACCCCUCUGCAUUGUGCAGUGUUGAAUGAUCAUGAGCCGUGUGCGUCACUGCUUUUGGAGGCCAUGGGAUCAGACAUUGCUGGCUGCAGUGAUGCAAAGGGCAGGACUCCUCUCCAUGCUGCAGCAUUCAGCGGUCACAUAGACUGCAUCCAGCUGCUCCUUGCCCAUGAUGCACCUGAAGACACUGUAGACCAAUCAGGUCGCACUGCUCUGAUGAUGGCAGCUCAGAAGGGCCGGGCCGAUGUUCUUGAUGUGCUGCUGACCAGUGCCAAUGCCAACCUCAGUGUUACAGACAAAGACGGCAACACGGCCCUGCAUCUGGCUUGCAGUAAUGGGAAAGAAGACUGUGUGUUGUUGAUCAUGGAGAAGCUGGCUGACUCUUCACUUAUCAAUGCCACAAACACAGCACUGCAAACUCCGCUCCACCUGGCAGCCCGCAGCGGCCUGAAGAAGGCGGUCCAGGAGCUGCUGUCCAGAGGAGCUAACGUUCAGACAGUAGAUGAGAACGGUCUGACCCCUGCUCUGGCUUGUGCUCCUAGCAGAGAGGUGGCUGACUGUCUGGCUCUUAUUCUGGCUACCAUGAUGCCUUUCUGCUCCCCUUGCAGCUCUGGAGCUCCCUCCCCAGGCUCCCUGCUGAGGCAACUGCCCCACCAGGGGUGUAAAAGCGUGGGCGCCGGCCCACGUGGACCACGCAGCCCCAGGAACCCCUCGGGACCUUCCAGCGAGGGAACUACUGAGAAUGACUCAGAGGACUCUGAAACUUUUUGAGGCAUCUCUGAACAGAGUCUGGCUUCUUACCUCGAACUCUUUACCUGGCCUUCUCAGCAGAAGGUUGUUUCUGUGAAGCAGAGUUUGAUGCAGAGUGGGUAUUUGUUAUAGUGGAGCUCCAAGGGAUUCAGUAUUAAGUAAAGAAGCAACUUUACAAUAAUCAUUCCCAUAUAUUAAAAAAUAUUAAAUAAUGAGCUCAGAAAAUAAUUUCUAAUUUAUUCUCUAAGUGAUUUAUAAUAUUUACUUACUUACAGAAUCACACUUGUCUGAGUCUAUUACAAACUAAAAUUUAUUUUAAAUCUGUUUUCUAACAACCAAAUUUUGUUUAAUUAUAUUCUUAGGAUUUUCUGAGGAACUUGACAGUUUACAUUAUUACAUACAUUAUUUAAAAAAAAAUCUAUAGUUUAUAAAUGUAACUGAAGCUGAAAUCUGUAAGUCUGCUUGGAAUAUGGAGGGCAUUGAUUUAUCAUUACAGGUGAAAGAUAAAACAUUAGGAACCUUUUUCAGGUUAAUGGGGCCAUUCUUUGGCCCCAAUCCACUUCCACUGCAGUAACCAGGGCCAAAUCAGGGCAGUGUACAAUUUCCCCCAGAAAUGGUCCUUGUAGGAAGGAUAGUACUUGUUGAAUGACUUCAAAACUUUAUGUGCAGUUUGGUGGUUGGAGGAGGCUAAAAACUUCUUAGUGGUUUGAUAUUCAUUCAUUCAUUUCCCAGUUGAUGCUCUUUGACAGUUCAUAUUUUACUUUUUUUUUUUCGGCACUAGUGGCCUUUAUUUUUUGACAGUAGGCAGACAGGAAAGAGGGGUAGAGAGAGGGGAAACAUUCGGCAAAUGUCGCCGUAUCCGGGACUCGUACCCAGGACGGCCGCUUCGAGGACUGUAGCCUCCGUAUAUGGUCGCGCACUUAACCCCUACACCAUCAGCGCCGCACCCAUAUUUCACUUUUAACUUUAAAUUUUACAAAAGAGGUGACUGUUUUAUCUCAACAUUCAAUCCCAGCUGCUGAAUGUCUGGGUUUUACGUUGUUAAUAUUAAAAUAGAUUUAUUAAAAUCAAUCUAUCUUAGAGUAUUUCUUAAACAAAAAUAAUGAAGUAGACACUGUUAUAUCUUACAUCAUUGUUGUUCCGGAAUACAAAUGACAACAAUGGAAACACACCAAGAUUUGUUUUCUUAACAGAAGUUAAGGUUAAAGUAGAAGGCAAGCUUAAAUUAUUCCAAAUGUUGCCUGACUUGCAGUGACUUUAACUCUGUUUCAGAGUCUAACCGUUGUAAAAUAAUCAGCUGGUAAGGGCAGAAGAUAGUUGCACGCGCUUGACUCCGUGGGUGUCCGGUGGACAUGUCCGCGCAAAGCUCAAAUUGUAAAGUUUUAUAUGUGACACACUGCUCCAAGCAGCCGGUCACGGCCACUCUCUGCUUCCCACUGACAGGUGUAUUCCUCUUCUUUGUCCCUAGUCUGGUUUUAUGGCCUUUAACACCCCCUCCUUUUCUAUUUGUUUUUCCAAAGCUACACUGGAAAUUAGAUCUGCCUCCCCAUCUGAUAACACCAUAGCAGAAAGUGUGGGAAAUGUAGGAAUUUGUCACCAGAAAUAUAGGAAAUUGGUACGCUCCACAAUAAAACCGUGGACAGUCCGCGCCCUUCAAUACAGCACUUUAAAGAGUAAUGACUGACACAAUCCUCAGUUAUAGUUUUAUUGCUGGAAAUGACGGGAGCAAUUAAUUUAAAAUCCAUUACAUUUUUACAUUUCCACAGUGACUUUUCCUAGCUUUUGAACUUAAGUGCUAUGAAACAGUGUGAAAUCAGUGCUGCAUUAGUCUGGUUUUUCUUAAUCCCAGUAAUGCUGCAUGAAAAAAGUAUUCAUGCUAAAUCAGUUUAACUGAUUACCAGGCAAUAGUGGUUGUAUUUCACCAAAGCAGCAACAGUCCAGCUUGUACUUGCUACUGUUGAGGAAUGACCUCUUGGUGUCAGCUUUUACAUGGACAGCCUGGUUUUUGAUAUCACAGUGGAAACACAAACAGCUAAUGGACAUGGUGAAAUAGAAGAUUCUUAAAAUUUAGGCAAUGGGGGAACAGGUCUGGAGCCAUGGUUAAAACACACUUUAUGUGCCCAUGUAACUUCGAAAGCAAUAAGAUGUGUUGCUUAAUCAUACUAAACAUCCAGACAUGAUAAAAGUCUAUAUUAAAAAGUUGUGUGAUUUUUGGUAGUUAGUUUUUGUUUUGAAGAGAUGAUAUUGUCAGUUGUUAAACUUUGAACCCUUGGGGCUCCACAUCUUCACUUUGCGCCUGCAGGCAGUUGAUCUUCGUUGGCUCAGAGAUGGCGGUACAGCAGCUCUUCUUUUAUUCUUCCCUGGCCGACCAGCUUGGUCCACAAACAAGAAGAGUUCAAUCAGGAUUUGUUACAGCUCUAGUCUGGUUGCUUGCACUGAUUGACACCACAGUUCAUUCUUAUAUUCACGGGUGCUUAAAUCCAAACUAACCUCGGUACUUAACAUCCGCACUGCAAAGCCAUGCCACUCUGAGACAAAUUUUCUUUUAAAAAGCCAUUUUAACUGUUUGUGCACAACGAAGAUUAUUAAAAAUUCAAGUGUAAUUUUAAGCUUUUUAAAACUUUUACCAAAUAAUUGACUUCCAUUCAUAAAUAAUGAGCAUGUACUAAAGGGUUACAUGAGCAGGUACUUUUUUGAAAUGUUUUACCAGCUAAAGCACAAGUUUGGAGUCGGCAAUUUAGUUUGAUGAAAUGUGCCCAGAAUGUGAAUGGUACAGCUUCAAUGAGAUGUUUAGUAGUUUAGAUGUUCACCAGGAGAUUGGAUUUAACAUGACGGGUACAUCUCAGUUCCAUCAACAAACAAAAAGUCAGACACAUCAUUGGCGGUGUUAGGAUAUUAACUGAAAAGAUGUUACAAAGUACGUUAUUGAUGUUCUGCCAAUUGUCACUCUUGUGGAGUGAGACUCAAGCUUUUCCUCUAUUUCUCAUGCUGCCCAGAUAAAUCUCACUUCAAAUAAGUAAAUAGUGCCUGUGCGAAAAGCAAACACUUCUUCUUACUCUGCUGUUUCCAAAAUUAAGCUUUUUUGACCAAAACCUUUUCUAAUUGAUUUUAGUCAAACUCUUCAGGGUCUUAUCAGGCUAACACAAACUGCUCUUAUGUUGAACAACCUACUAGCUUUUAUGUUUGCCCCAAGAAAUCCCGUUAGACACCGCAUAUGUUUAAAUAAUAUGUGUCUUUACAGAGAAAGGUGUCUGUGAGACAAAACAAGCUAAUGCUAGCCAUUCGGUUGACUUUGACAUGAUAGUGUGAGCUGUUUUAAAAAAAAACACACAAACUGCUCUCAACGUAUAUAAAAUAUUACAAAUAGAUAUGCCCCAAUCGGAACAUUGUGGCCAUUGGGAUAACUAAGCUAAUAUUAGCCAAAAUAUUAGCGUGGAAAUUAGAAUGUUGGUUCCUGUUUCAGUCUGAACGAGAAAAUGUUUGCUGCUGUUGUAAAAUGUUCUAGGAUGAACUGAGCGGCUACAUUAGCUUUGGUUUUGGUUUAAAAUUUAAGAUGGACCUCGACCAGUUGAUAAUUUAGGCCAUCAUUAGCCAGUUUUCAAAUAACUUUACCAAUAAUCAAGAAGUUGCGUCUGUAAGGUUAUUUCACCAAUGAGAUGUUUCGUAUCAAUCAUUCAUCAGUUUGUAUCAAGAGGGAUGUUUUGUACCCGCUUUAAAAACUGAUGAUUUAAGGUCGUUUUCUAUACUCUACUCAGUCUACUGCAUGGAAAUGUGACUCAAUUUAAAUAUAUCAACCAGCAGAUCAGUUCUUAUUUUCAUUAGAUGAGGUAUCACAAUCUGUCAACUGGUCCAAAAUGGGAUCAGAACCAAAAUAAAUAAAAAUAAGGUGUAAUGUUUUCAAAUAAAAUUACAACUGCAUUAGAAUAUAUGUGGGAUUUGAGCCUAUUUUGAUUAUUUAUCUCAGUAAUUCAUUAAAAAUACUUCACUACACAAAAAAUAAACAUAGAUGCAAAAGUCUUAGAACAUGGGUAUGAAAGGAUUUUACGGAUACGAAAAAGAAUCAGGAUGAAGUUGUAAGGUGUGGUUCCAAAAUGGGAUAACAAAUUGGUAUAGUGACAAAUGUACUCAGAUAACUAGAUAUCUGCCACGGGUUCUUCUACAUUGGGGAGCCCUAGUGUUUUCUACUGGGAAAUCUCUCUUCUUCUGAGUGUGGUCCAUGUGAGUCACCUAAAAAACGUCUCCACCAGAUCUCUUAAGACACAUUAAAAACUGUCAAAAUUCAGAAAAAAUAGAAUAAUUAGAGUAGAAUAUCUGCUGCCCUGUUUUUGGAUAUCGGCAUGGGCAUUGGCCAUAGGACACCCAAAUCGCUCAAUCUCUAAGCCAGAGAAAACAGGCAAAACUCCCAAAAGCUGUGAGGAAUGAUUUAGUUGGGGGAACAGGGGUGUACCUGUUGAUGAACGCAGUAUUUGUGCAGAUGUGAAGGAAUGAUGAGAUUAUCACAUAGAUUUAUUCAUUUUGUCCUGCAGUCAUAAACAGCCUCCUGCACUUUGACCACUCCAUGUGCACCACCUGUUUGUGCAUGUUUGCACACUUUACGUCUCAGAGUAGCACAACUUUUAGAUUCUACAAAAAGACCAAAUGUCUCUUGUGGUUUAAAAAAAAAAAGUCUUUUUGGCUCAGUUUUUUGUGCUAUUUAUUAACUUCAUGAUGGUACAAAUACUGCCAGCACUUAAAUGUAAAGUUACACAGGGCCUUGACCACUGUCCCUCCCCCUUCCUCCCUUCUGUUUCCUGCCUUCCAGCAACGUACCAUCGUCACUGAUGUGUCCAGUGCCUUGAUGUUCAUUUAUGUGAUUUCUUUUAUAACAUUUUCUAUAUGUAAAUUCCACGUGAUGGUGAUUUAAAGAAUAAGUUCAUCACAAACUCAAGAUUACUUGUAUAAUAAUAAUACAGUUCACCUCAUAUCUGAAGAUUUUUUGCCUUGGGUUUACUCUUUGGUCAUUAAUUUCAAAUUUGACCUGAUUUAAAAAAUGAUCUGUAGUUAGAACUAUUCCAAUGAAGAGAAUAUUCAAAAUGCUUUGAAAAGAGGUCGAGUUGCUAUUAGACAAGUUAUGUUAUUGUGUGAACUUAUCCUUUAAUAUGUUGAUCCUAAUGUGAGACAGACAGUAGAUUUUACUUUGAAUGAGAACAUUUUUUUUUCCCCUUCCUGGCUGGAGAUUUUCCUUUGUUUAAUUUUACUGCCAACAUUUCCCCUGAUGAGACCAAAUCCAGACAUAUGUUGAACCGUCUUGUGUGCUGUUACUCCAAAUCCAAACCCACAUACCGGUACUUAUUGGUAAUAAACAAAGGAAUAUCUCCAGGUUUGUCUUUAAAGUUGUGUGUGUGUGUGUGUGUGUCAGUUGGCUUUAGGUACUGAUAUGAAAACGACUAUUUACAGCGUUGAUGCAAAGCUUUGUAUGAAAAGACUCUCCGUAACAGAUGGUUGCUGAUGAACUGAUAAGCACACAUAUUGUGAAGAAGCACAGUGUUUGUUCUGCCUCUGAGACUGAGUCUGGCCACCAGUAUUAUUAUUGUAGCAGAAGAUGAGCUUGGGCAGGCAGUCCUGACAAUCUCCAUCACCACAUGUCUGAUGAUUUUCAUACCAGUUCCUGAUGCAGUAUGACAUGCUGAGGGCUGUUUGUCAGCUACCCUUCUUUUAUAGAAGCUGUACAAAUAAAACUAAAAUCGUUUGGA
Molecule: messenger RNA, 9491 nt
Organism: Girardinichthys multiradiatus
Lineage: Eukaryota; Metazoa; Chordata; Actinopteri; Cyprinodontiformes; Goodeidae
Gene: ankrd44
Product: ankyrin repeat domain 44
Exons: 28
Coding region: 562-3780 (1072 amino acids)
Cellular component (GO): cytoplasm
Molecular function (GO): protein binding
Source: RefSeq, a predicted model, not a curated record